Messenger RNA from Lytechinus variegatus (green sea urchin), 2394 nucleotides. Its product is annotated as dopamine receptor 1-like. Gene Ontology annotation, biological process: adenylate cyclase-activating adrenergic receptor signaling pathway. Gene Ontology annotation, molecular function: G protein-coupled receptor activity. The record is from RefSeq and is a predicted model, not a curated record. Bases 809 to 2197 code for a protein of 462 amino acids. NCBI's taxonomy places the organism in Eukaryota, Metazoa, Echinodermata, Echinoidea, Temnopleuroida, Toxopneustidae. The transcript is spliced from 2 exons. Gene Ontology annotation, cellular component: membrane.
UCUAAGAUCACUUUCCAAUUUUACUGCAUCUCAGUUGGGAAGUGUAAGUCGUGGUGUGUAUAUGUUCGCUCGGCUCUUUUUUCAAUUUAUGUGGUACGCCGGGUACACGCGAAAAUUGGCUAUCUAUUGGAAUGCACGUUAAACGCUGAUUAAUCAUUGUGAAGUUUUGCUGGCAGUUGAUACGGAAAAUAAUAUUGACCACUUUAUUUUCUAUGAAGUCACCACCAGGCCAGCUAUUGUUAUUUUACCUGUAAUCGUUAAAGCGUGUGAUCAUCUAGUAAGGCUUUUGUGUUAGAAGUGGAGUGGAUAGCAGUUUUAUUGGAGAUGUUGGUUUGUGACUAACGCAUCAGUAGAACUGGACAAUGGCGUUGGAAUAAAUUAGUCAAUGUCUUUCUCUCGGACUCGCGCAAUCGAUGGCGCCUCUUCGAGGGUCGCAAAAACAGUGGGUCGAUCUUAACUGCCCAACCACUUUCACUAUUCCUCGUCUCACUGCCAUAGCUGUGCUCACCUUAUAUCGCUUCCCCCAUGUUGGGAUUAUUGGCUUAUGCUCCGGGUCUUACUUUAGGAAAUAACCACUUUCCCUUAUCCGUGGACGCUCGUGACUGUUAAGGAUUACUAUCUACUAAUACUCAGACACCACUUGCUUUGCGUGAUUGGAGACGCCGGGCAGACUACACGGUUGGAUUGUACGGAUUUAUACACCCUCUCUGUGGAGCUUUUAGGCGGGAGUUUGUGACGCGAUAUGAUUGAGUCGGAUCCGCAGUUGGUGGUGCCUGAACAUCAUUUUCGGUGAAGUGCAUCGACGACCAUGCAGGAUCAACGGAUGACCUCCGCCGUGAUAUCGACGUUGAGUGUCGAUCUGGCAGCUGAUGAACUAUCAAUGUCGGAUAUCGACUAUCCUACCGAGGAGCCGCCCGCUGCCGACCCGGACGGGGGGAUGCCCCUCGCUCAGAUGGUCCUAAUCGGAAUCGUUCUCGCUCUCAUUAUUGUUACCUCUAUUUUCGGCAACAUCCUGGUGUGUGUUGCCGUGGCAACGGAGGAUAAACUACGGAGGACGGGGAACCUUUUUAUAGUGUCUCUCGCGAUGGCAGACUUGCUGGUGUCAUUCUUUGUUAUGCCGUUCGCGAUGUUUAAUGACCUCUUAGGGUACUGGGUGUUCAGCCAUCGCUUUUGUAAUGUAUGGGUGUCGUUUGAUAUCAUGUUUAGCACGGCAUCCAUUUUGAAUCUUUGCGCCAUCAGUGUUGAUCGUUACAUUCAUAUCAAAAGACCUUUUAAAUACUACCAUUGGAUGACAAAGAGGACCGUCAUAGCCAUGAUCUUGUUGGUAUGGGGGAUGUCGGCACUUAUUUCAUUCAUUCCUAUUCAUCUUGGUUGGCAUAAGGAUGCCUCAGAUACCAGCCCAUCACUCCACCCCUCGUCGCACCUGUUCCUUUCCCCUUCCAACCUCUCCAACCUCACACAUUCUGACAUGCAAACAUUGAGCCCUAAUUCAAUCACCGUCUCUCAUCUUCGACCCCCUGACACAGAUCCGGGGGAUGAUUACUUCGAGUGUGCGAUGAGCCUGAACGCUACCUACGCUGUCUUCUCCUCUUUAAUAAGCUUCAUCAUUCCUUGUUUAAUUAUGAUCAGUAUCUACGCGUGCAUCUUCAAGGCGGUGAGAGAGCGGAUGAGGAACGCUCGCCUCGGCCGCCUGGGGAGCAGUAAAAACCACCAUCCAGACACGCAGUAUCACUGCAACAGCCAAGCCGCCACGGACCACAAGGCCGCCAUCACGUUAGGGAUAAUAAUGGGCGUAUUCCUCAUGUGCUGGUUACCCUUUUUCAUCUACAACAUCGUACUUCCGCUAUGCACCUCCUGCUUGUUCAGCGAGCUAGCUUUCAAGAUUCUCACCUGGUUAGGCUAUUUUAAUUCCUGUCUGAACCCGGUGAUCUACAGUAUUUUCAACCGCGAUUUCCGCAACGCGUUCAAGAACAUUCUCUUUUAUCAGUUGACCGGGUUCCUAUGCCGGUGCUGGGGAAAACGACCCCAGAAGCGCCACCGGGGACACCGCUCCAGCAUCACGAAAAGGACCAGACCAAGUGAUAUCAACGGCCGUGUCAGGUUCGACGCACCAGCUUACGGGUUAAGAGCUCACAGAAAAACGAACAUCAGUGAUACCUCAUUAGAGACAAUACGCGAGAAAAUAUCACCAACGUGAGAAUGAAAGAUGAUUUAAAAAUAUAUUCGUAGAAGGUUAAUAUAGGUCGAUAGACCAAAAUUAUCACAAUUUCUUUUCAUUUCUAAAACCAAUUGACCAACUUCGGAGUUUGUAUCUAUCAUUCAAAAGGAGUUUCCUUUGUGAUAUGUAUAUAGGUUCGUAACUGUAAAUAUUUAAUAAAUACAUUUUGAAAGUCU